AUGGAUUGUUUGUGACGUAUCCGCUCCGUCCUGAGGAUAGUUUGGAGUCUAUUGUGAGGGACUUGAAUUUUAGUGCGGGGACGGAUGGUGCGGAUUUGUUGAGGAGGUAUAAUCCGGGUGCUGAUUUUAGUGCGGGGACUGGAAUCGUGUAUGUUCCUGGCAGAGAUAAAGAUGGGAAUUUCGUACCCUUCAAAUCCAGGGCUUUCAACUGGAGGCAUAGCUGGAAUUGCUGUAGCGGUUGUAGCAGGAUUGCUUUUACUAGUGGGUUAUUUUGGAUUUUACAGAAAGAAGAAGGUUGAGAAAUUCAGACUCUCGACAGCAAGUGAAGAUCCUUCUAGUCGUGACCAUGGUGGCACUUUGCUUAAAGAUGAAGAGUCCUCAGUCGUGGCUACUCCACGCCUGACGGGCAUAACUGUAGAUAAAUCUGUGGAGUUCUCGUUGGAUGAGCUAGCUAAGGCUACAAAUGACUUCAAUAUUAGCUUUAAGAUUGGACAAGGUGGCUUUGGCGCCGUUUACUACGCUGAACUAAGGGGCGAGAAAGCCGCAAUUAAGAAGAUGGAUAUGCAAGCAUCCAAAGAAUUUCUUGCUGAAUUAAAGGUUUUAACGAAUGUUCAUCAUCUUAACUUGGUUCGCUUAAUCGGCUACUGUGUCGAAGAUUCCCUUUUCCUAGUCUAUGAAUACAUCGAGAAUGGAAAUUUAAGUGAACAUUUGAGAGGCUCAGGAAGACCUCCACUUUCAUGGUCUACCAGGGUGCAAGUUGCUCUAGAUUCAGCUAGAGGACUAGAAUAUAUCCAUGAACAUACCGUUCCUGUUUAUAUCCAUCGGGACAUCAAAUCAGCAAAUAUUCUGAUAGAUAAAAACUAUCGUGGAAAGGUGGCAGAUUUUGGAUUGACGAAACUAACGGAAGUUGGGAGUACAUCAUUGCCCACACGUCUUGUUGGUACAUUUGGAUACAUGCCACCAGAAUAUGCCCAGUACGGUGAUGUCUCUCCUAAAGUUGAUGUCUAUGCUUUUGGGGUUGUUCUUUAUGAACUUAUUUCAGCCAAAGAUGCGAUAGUUAGAGUAAAUAAUUCUGCUGCUGAGUCGAAAGGGCUUGUUGGAAUGUUUGAGGAAGCUUUUAAUGAGCCGGAUCCAGUAGAAGGCCUCAGCAAACUGGUGGACCCUAGACUUGGAGAUGACCAUCCUAUAGACUCUGUGCGCAAGUUGGCUCAGCUAGCACGAGCUUGCACACUUGAAAAUCCCCAGUUGCGGCCAAGCAUGAGAUCUAUUGUUGUAGCUCUGAUGACCCUCUCGUCCUCGACAGGGGACUGGGAUGUUGGUUCAUUUUUCGAAAACCAUGAUAUGGUCAACCUAAUGUCUGGAAGGUGAUUCUUUAAAGUGACUCACUGCUGAUCAAAUUGGAGCCUUCUCCUCAAACUUUGAGGCACCAGGCAUGGAGUUGCUCAGAUUCUUCAUGUAUUAUUGUUUGUAAAUUGUUGUAUACACAAUUAUUAGAUACGAUUUGAGUGUGCAUUUUCACUAGUCACCUCUCCAUAUCUUUGUUAGUCAUUUUUUAUUUUUUUUAUUAGGAGGUGGAAAGAGAAGACUAUAUUCAAAAGCUGCAUUAGAGUAGGAAAUUCUCGUAGCAAGAGGAUUCAAAAUAAUCAAAUAGGCAAUUUUACUAGUGGGUGUACAAACUGUUUGAAGAGUGGUGUUAUACAUGAUGGUUUUUUUUAUAAA
Messenger RNA from Daucus carota subsp. sativus, 1719 nucleotides. RefSeq names its product chitin elicitor receptor kinase 1. The transcript is spliced from 11 exons. The coding region runs from base 151 to 1368 and encodes 405 amino acids. Gene Ontology annotation, molecular function: ATP binding; transmembrane receptor protein kinase activity. The record is from RefSeq and is a predicted model, not a curated record. Gene Ontology annotation, biological process: protein phosphorylation; innate immune response. NCBI's taxonomy places the organism in Eukaryota, Viridiplantae, Streptophyta, Magnoliopsida, Apiales, Apiaceae.